AUGGCCAGCAAAUCUCAUAGAACUGUCAAUGAGGACGUCGGGCAGGGUUCGCAGCCAAAACAUUGGGCGGCCAAAGCGUCUCAUUCUUCCCAGACUGCUCAAGAAGUAGCUCAAGGAGAGAUUAAACAGAAUGAAGGUCCAUCUUAUGCUCCCCCAUCGUUCAAGACUUCCUUUACCACUUCUGGAAAAGGCGGUGGUGCCGUCAGGUCGCUUGGUGAGAAGAUGGAAGUGAAUGCUGCAAAUGGUACCCUCUCAUUUUCGAUACCCGUUGCGACAUCCGAUUCUCGGUCAGGAUUUCAACCUCAGUUGAAUUUGUCUUACGACUCUGGCCAUGGGAAUGGUCCGUUUGGUUUUGGCUGGGGUAUAUCUAUCCCAUCAAUAUCACGCAACACGAGCCGGGGAAUUCCAGUCUAUGAUGACGAGAAAGACGUCUUUAUGCUCACUGGCCUGGAAGAUCUAGUCCCGCUGUUGGAUGGGACGAAACUGGUGGAGACGGUGGUUGAAGAGUAUUGUGUUCGACAAUAUCAGCCACGAGUAAUCUCGGAUUCCAUUCGCAUUGAACGCUGGUCCAAACUUGCGGAUCCUGAAGAUAUACACUGGAGGACAAUCUCCAAUCAAAACACCACAACCAUCUAUGGCUGGACGGAUAAUUCGAGGCUUGUAGACCGCUCCGAAAGACCCGCCCGUAUAUUCUCAUGGCUGUCCUGCUAUUCGUACGACUCAUAUGGAAAUGCAAUGUCGUAUGAGUACAAGUCUGAGAAUGAGGCUGGUGUUGAAGCCAAUGAGCUGCUUUGGGAGAAGAAUCGCUCUUCCCAGGUACGCGAGCGACAGAGAUACAUCAAGUCAAUCAAGUAUGGGAACAAAUAUCCGGCUCGAGACCCAGCGGAUUGGGAUGUGGUCAUACAACCCACAGAUUGGAUGUUUGAGCUGAUUUUUGAUUAUGGAGAGCAUCACGCAACGUUCCCAACAACGCAAGAGGAACAUCCCUGGCCUGUGCGCAAAGAUCAGUUUUCGAGAUGUAAUAUUGGGUUCGAAGUCAGAAGCUACCGUUUAUGCCGCAGAUUCCUUAUGUUUCAUCAUUUUCCAGAUGAAUUAAAGCGAAGCGACAGUUUGGUAUCUUCGACUAAUCUGAUAUACGACGAGGAAGAUCGUGGAACUUUUCUCAGCUCUGUCACUAUUUGUGGUCAUUCUGCCCCUGAAACAGGCGGACAGGCUGCCUAUAUCACCGAGAUGAUGCCACCGAUCAAGUUCGAAUACAGCACGGUACCAUCACCAGAAGAGCUCGAACUUUGCUCUGCCCAGACUGCUAAUGUUUUGUCUCUGCCCAACGCUGGUUCGAUCCUAGCAGAAUGGGUAGACCUGAAUGGUGAUGGAAUUCCCGGAAUUCUUAGCAGACAACGAGACGGAAGGAUGUGGUAUCAGCGAAACUGUAGCACGCUCAAAAAAAGCCCAGAGUUGGAGUUCGGCGCUGCAGAGUGCCUGACUCAACAACCAAGCUUCGGGUACAAGGAGGGCUACUAUCUGGAAGAUCUCGGUGGCACAGGUCAACUUGAUCUGGUCUGUCUUGAUGCACAGGGCAGAUUACAUGGAUAUUUUGAACGAGUCAACUCUGAGUUGUGGGCUGACUUCGCAACAUUCACGACGAUACCAACUGAGCCAAUGAUCAGUAAAGGUCUCGUUCGCACUGAUUUGACUGGCAACGGACUACUAGAUGUGCUGCGGCCUAGUGAUGCUCACCAUACGUCGUGGCAACCGUGCCUGGGAAAAGCCGGGUUUAGUGACUAUCGCAUGGUGCAAUUCACAGGAAAAGAUAUGCCACGAAUGACGAGCAACGAUAACGUCGCAGUAUAUCAUGCCGACAUGACUGGAGAUGGAUUAUCAGAUCUGGUCUUGAUAAGCAAUGGUGAUGUAGCUUACUGGGCCAAUCUUGGGCACGGGGUGUUUGGUGCCAAAACUCAAAUGGCUCAUGCUCCGGUCUUUGACAAUGAUUUCAGCUUCAAUCUUUCUCGUGUCAGACUUAUUGAUGUCGAUGGCUCUGGGACGGCUGAUCUCUUAUAUCUUUUGCCAGAAGGUGGAGCGAAUCUAUACUACAAUCUUUCUGGCAACUCCUGGAGCUCUGCUGUUCUCAUAUCAUCGUUUCCACAGAUUGAUCAAACCUCAUCAGUGUUUGCACUUGACCUGUUGGGAACUGGGACGGCAUGUUUAUGCUGGAGCCAGCCCUCAAUGUCAGCAGGAGGCCAAACAGCACUUCGAUACCUCGAUCUGAUGGGCUCUCAGAAGCCACACCUUCUUGUCAAAGUGUGUAACGAAAUGGGAAGUACGACCGAAGCUUCAUAUACGCCGUCAACAGACUUCUGCCUGCAAGAUGAAGCAGAGUACAAGCCUUGGACAACAAAACUCCCGUUCCCAGUCCAGUGUGUCAAGGAGGUCAUCACAACUGAUCAAAUUACUGGUAUAAAGAAGGGAGUGAAAUACAGAUACCACGACGGAUAUUUCGACGGUGAAGAGCGCGAGUUUAGGGGCUUUGGCAUGGUGGAGCAGAUAAAUGAAGAAAUCUUUCCACUGCCAGGCGCCAAACCUUUUCGGGACAGCUGCUCGAUGACUAGGACAUGGUAUAACACCGGUUCCGCGCAACCUUCAAGCCGGGCUCUCUUUUCAGCUGCGACCACUUUCGACCGUCUUCCCGCUCAUUUGAAAGCGGAAGAUAGCAGACAGGCUUUUCGCGCUCUCAGAGGAACUGUUUAUAGGUCUGAAGUCUAUGAUGGUGAAGGCUGGAAUACUCAGAGUGUUCCAUACACAGCUACUGAAACUUCGCACCAAAUCAUCGAUAUUCAACUUUGCACUCCUCAAACAAAACACUGUAUUUUCAGAAUUGCGCCAAGCGAAACCCUUGAAACUGUUUACGAGGGGCAGAAAAGAGACGCAAGAGUCCAGCAUGAGAUCAUCUUAGCCAUCAAUGAUUACGGAGACGUUCAGGAGUCAGCAAAGAUCAAGUACCCAAGGACAAUGCUGGAAAACGUACCUGCUCUGCAGGCACAGUCACUCGCAGUGAUUGAGGUGGCAGAAGUGGACUUCACAAACGCCAUAUAUGAUGCAAAGAGCUUUCGUAAACCGAUUCCUAGUUGUAAGAGAACAUACGGUCUACCGGGUGUCGUGAUACCCUCUGUACUGACCACUGAGAAGCUAAAGCUGUUGCUCAAGGAGCAAGCCUCACAGUCCACAGGUAGGAUCAACACAGGGGAGCAACGACUCUAUUUUACUAGCACCACCCUUGACAGGCGCUUACCGCUAGGAUCACUUGAGCUGUAUUCCAUCGAGGCUCAGACCUUCGAUCUUGCAUUCACUCCGGAACAGCUGCACAAGGUCGCCACCCAAGAUCCCUCAUCGAGAAAAGCAUCGAGUAAGGAAAACCUCAUCGCUGAAGCAGGUUACACUGAUCUUGAUGCUAACGGCUACCUGUGGCGACCCUCACCUGUCUAUGGGUUUCGCCAAACAUUGCAAACAAAAACAGAGCUCGAAGCCGCCCGCACAUCAUUUUACGUGCGUAAUGUUACCAAAGAUGCUUUUGGUAGCGUAUCAUUCGUUGAGAUGGACAAGUAUAAGCUGCUUUGCACGAGCAUGACUGACUCUAUGGGCAACAAGUUCUCCACGAUCAAUGACUACAAAACUUUACAGCCAAUCAGUAUCACUGAUCUGAAUAUGAAUUAUCAGCAUGUUACCCUAGACUGCUUUGGCUGUGUUCUUGGGAUUGCUAACCAAGGCAAAAACGGGAGAGGAGAAGGAGAAUCAUUUGAUGACUUUGAGCAAUAUCUGCCACCCGAGGAUGUGGCUUUAUUCUUUGAACAACCUAGUGAGGCCCUAGCAAAGAAACUCUUAGGAUCUGCCUCCGAUCGAAUCAUUUACGAUCUCCAACGUUUCUCCAGGAACAAUAGCGCAGGCAAGGACCACUCGCAUCCUGCGCCAACUGCAAUCGGGUACCUGUCACGUGAUGGGCCUGGAGAUUCCUCUGCAUUCAAUGUUCGCAUUAAAAUAAUCUACCUGGAUGGCUCUGCAAGCCCAUUCCAGACCUUCGAGUACUGUGGGACCGACAGAUCUCGGUGGCGAUUUGCCGAAUGUGUUUUCACCAAUAGCAAAAAAAUGCCAGUGAGGCGCCAUUUGCCUAUCUUCACUGACAAUCAUCGGCCACUUCCUGUGAAUGAAAUUGGUGGCGCCAUGUUUUUGACUCUGCAUGACGCUCUUCAGCGACAGGUGGUCGAAAUUUCUCCAGAUGGGACUUGGACUAAAGUUCGAUACCUGUCUUGGUCCAAGUCCGAGUAUGAUGCUGGCGAUACCGUUCUUGAGGCUAAUCCUGCCUCAAAAAGUGGUGUUCGAUCUCUGACCGCUCAGCUACUCAAAGACAUUUCAUGGAGAUCUUGGUACGAGAUUCAUACACAGAGCGCAGAUGCUUUGAGUGCUCUCAGGUCUUGUGUGUACUAUGAUACUCCUGUCACUACACAUUGGGAUCCUAGCGGUAAUGUCUUGCUCACUGCGGAAAGUACCAACACUGAAACCCAUUGCCUGAGUUACGCCCACGAUAUCAAGGGCAACGUGAUCGCUGAGUAUGAUUCGCGGCGCAGAGUUACGUCCAGAUACGAAUUUGACAGUCUCAAUAAUUGCAUCUAUAAAGAGUACAUGGAUGGAGGUAAAAAUUGGCAGAUCCUCAAUAGCUUGGGCAAAGCCUUCGUGUCUUGGGACUCUCGUCAAAUUAUGCAUCGGACCAUUCAUGAUAAACUUCAACGGGAGAUUGAGGUUUGGGUGAGUGAGGCCAACGCUCCUGAAAAGCUCGUUGCGUCCGCUGUCUACGGUGAAAGCUGCCCAAAUAGCACCGAAUCUAAUCUACGUGGUCAGCUGUGGAAGCAAUUCGAUCAGUCUGGAGCAACGAAGAUGACAUCCUACAACAGACGGGGUAAGUGCACCCACAAAAAUUAUCAGCUGUGCCAGGAAUACAAAGAUGUGGUUGACUGGAAGACACAAGUAGAGCUGGAAUCAAAAGUCUGGCAGGUACAGAUGGAGCUAAACUAUUUUGAUGAAAUCACGAAAACUUGUAACGCAAACGGUAAGUGGACUAGGAAAGUAUACAAUGCGCUUGGAGAGAGGACGAGGGUUUUGGUGGCAUCCUCAGACGCCGACCUCGCGCUUUCGAAAAGCUGGCAGCCUUUCAUUCUCAACUCAACAUUCAGCGCCGAUGCGCUGCCACUGGUAAUCGAAUACGGGAAUGGAACAGUUUCGUCCUUCGACUACGAUGCUUCUUCUAGACAGCUGAUCAAUAAGAGAGUCGCCAGGCAGAGCGGCAAGAUACUUGAAAACACCUAUUACACUUACGACUGUAUGCGCAGGAUAGUCCGUACUGUCAAUAGUGCCGAGCAAGACGUGUUCUUCCGAAAUUGCAGGAUCAAGCCCGAGUCUGAAUAUACCUACGAUGCGUUUGGUCAGUUGAUAGCAGCAACUGGUCGAGAGCAAAUUGUUCUGGCUAGCGGUGCAGGAAAUCGGCUUGCUCCUUACGACGCGUCAACUGGAAGCUCGCGUAGCAAGCUUUUGAGUGAUGGAAUCCAGCUCUGUGCCUAUUUGGAAGAGUAUCAAUACGACCUUACGGGCAACCUGACUCUGGUCAAGCAUUCCCCAAGGUUUGAUGACAAAAUUCAAGGCUGGACAAGAAGAUAUACUUACGAGCACCCGAACAUGUUGGACGGCAGUACGAAUAGCAAUAGACUUAGCUAUACAACAGUUUCCGGCAUUGAGGAAAGGUACAAGUACGAUGGAGAUGCCGGUGAAGCUGGCCACAUCACCUCGAUGCCGGGAUUUUCUUCGAUCACGUGGGGUUUCAGUCGGCUAAUGUCUUCCACAUCUCGUCAAAAUGUCAACGACGGUACUCCUGAAACCACAUAUUAUGUCUACAAUCACAAAGGAGACAGAAUACGCAAAGUUUGCGAGCGAUCCAACGCAUUGCAGCCAGUAGCCGAAGGGCAGAGCAUUAAGAGGACUGAUACAAUCUACCUCGACAAUGCUGAGAUCUUCUUCAGAUUUUCAGGCAACGGAGCACCUGCGUCCACUCGCACUUCGUCUCACAUCACCAGCACGUCCCGUUUUGCAAUGAUUGAGGAGGACGAAGCCUUGGAUGAGGGCCCAUUGAUCAGGUACGAAGUCAGUAGCAGUCUGGAGCUUGACGACACAGGUCAAAUCGUGUCUUACGAAGAAUAUGCUCCAUAUGGAGCAUGCACUUUCGCUGCUUCGGGAAAAAAAGUCGAGGCAGAUCGACGCUAUCGGUUUGCCAGAUACCUUCGAGACGCAGAGACAGGUCUCGACCUAUGUGGAGAUCGAUACUACGCUCCCUGGAUUGGAAGAUGGCUAUCCCCCGAUCCUAUUGGAAGUUCGGGUGGCGUCAACUUGUUUUGCUACUCUUACAAUGAUCCUGUGAACUUCAAAGACCCAACAGGGAAUGAACCGAAAGAGCAUAUCCCGGGUGAACCGAAAAUACAAAAUUUAAAACACCUAUCACCCAACAGUUCAUCCACAAAGCAAACCAACCUAUAUUCAAGAUUGGAAGGCUUCAAGACCAGCGUCGAAGAGUGGUCUCAGACACGUACUGGCCAGACUGUGGUCACAUUGCUUUCCAUCGCGGUACCGGCGGUGAUUGCACUCUCAGGCGUCGGGGGUGUAGUAUAUACUGCCAUCAGCGGCGCUUCGGCGCUUUACAAGCUGUGGGGCAAUAUCCACAACAAGACUGCCAAGACUUCAUGGAAAGAGAUCAUAAUGCAAGAGCUGAAGGGCGGACUGGCCGCUAUGGUCAUAGGCCAGAUACCAGGGAUGACUGAACUGGUGGCGCACGCUCAACAGGCGCUUGAAAUAGCCCAAGAUCCCAAGGCGUUCUUCUCCAGUCUAUUCAGCACAGAUUACAUGGUAGGGAACGUGGCUAAUGAGAUUCGGCGGUUUAUGGGAGAUUUGGGUGCGGGAGAAACUAUGGUUGCUUUCGUGAAGGACGUUGCCGGAUUUACUGGGGAUGCUGUUGGGGAGGCUGAUGUUGGGGUCCUUCAACAGCUUAAAGAUCACGCUCAGGAUCAGGUUGAGGCCAAAAUCCAUGAGACAGUGGGUGAGAUUCAAGAGAAAGCUGUCGGGAAGGUUACUGAAAAACUUCACGACGUGGUCGACGCCCACUACAGCAAGGCCAGCAAUGCUGUCUUUUCGCAGAUUGCGAAGGUUGUAGAAAACCAUUGGUAUUAG
This is a messenger RNA of Exophiala bonariae, 7257 nucleotides long. RefSeq lists its product as uncharacterized. Lineage: Eukaryota; Fungi; Ascomycota; Eurotiomycetes; Chaetothyriales; Herpotrichiellaceae. Gene Ontology annotation, cellular component: cytoplasm. The transcript has a single exon. Bases 1 to 7257 code for a protein of 2418 amino acids. The record is from RefSeq and is a predicted model, not a curated record.